This is a messenger RNA of Photinus pyralis (common eastern firefly), 963 nucleotides long. RefSeq lists its product as uncharacterized. The record is from RefSeq and is a predicted model, not a curated record. NCBI's taxonomy places the organism in Eukaryota, Metazoa, Arthropoda, Insecta, Coleoptera, Lampyridae. The transcript is spliced from 3 exons. The coding region runs from base 80 to 490 and encodes 136 amino acids.
AUAUUUAGGAGCAUCCCCUGACGGAAUUAUUUCCGAGGAUGAAAUCGUGGAAGUAAAAUGCUCAUUCAAAGUUGCAACGAUGAAAAAAUCUUUAAAAGAAGCGCUUGAGAGCAAAGAAGUGCAGUAUCUGACUCAUAAUGGAAAUAGGGAUAUUGGUUUAAAGAAGACACACAACUAUUAUUACCAAAUUCAGGGACAGCUCGCCAUAACGAACGUCAAAAAAUGUUUCUUUAUUGUUUAUUCGGGUGACGAUAACGAAUUGUUUGUUGAGGAAAUUUUAAAGGACAGCCAUUUAUGGAACGGCACUAUGCUGCCAAAAUUAAUGCGGUUUUAUUUAGAUUGUGUUGCACCUGAAAUUAUACUUAACAGACGAGGGCAAAACUUGAAAUGUGUCGAUCCACAAUAUAUCCUGGAUGCACAGAAGGAGCAGAAACAAAAACAAACACAGAAGCAGAAGCGAACGCAGAAGCAGUCACAGAAACAGAAGUAAAAGACAAAAAGGACAGAUGAAAGGAAAUAAAAAAUAGCAGCCAGUGAGGCGAUUGAAACCUCGCCAAUCGCACCGAUCAAUGUAUUACAUGUUGAACUUUUAACGUGCGACAACGAUGUAUUUUAGACUUGGCAACAACGUAGAGUUGAGUGUAGUAUGAUAUGUGUUGUACGAUGUCAUGUCAUGAAUGUAUAUUUGUUUUAAGGCAAAAUAAAGAUACAAUUUAUCGACAAAGAGCGAGUGUGUAAUUAAAACUAACGCAAUUUUCAAGAUUACACGGGUAUUAUUUAAAUGUUUAAAAAAUGUCCAUUUGACGGUAUUUAAUAAUAGGUACCUAGAAUGUGUUAGAAUUUAGUGCAAACAAUUAAAAGAAAAAUUGUACAAUGUGCGCCUACUGUAAUUUUUAUAAUGUGUACUUAUUUUUAGUAACUGUCCUUAGUCACGUUGUCAGUAGAAACCAAGUUGUUUUGUCA